Tribolium madens (black flour beetle) is the source of this 1239-nucleotide messenger RNA. It is a transcript of the gene Lab, whose product is annotated as homeobox protein Hox-B1b. Gene Ontology annotation, biological process: regulation of transcription by RNA polymerase II. Gene Ontology annotation, molecular function: DNA-binding transcription factor activity, RNA polymerase II-specific; RNA polymerase II cis-regulatory region sequence-specific DNA binding. The coding region runs from base 30 to 1100 and encodes 356 amino acids. NCBI's taxonomy places the organism in Eukaryota, Metazoa, Arthropoda, Insecta, Coleoptera, Tenebrionidae. Gene Ontology annotation, cellular component: nucleus. The transcript is spliced from 2 exons. The record is from RefSeq and is a predicted model, not a curated record.
CCAUGUGACGUGUGUGCAGUGCCGACUUGAUGAAAAUGAUGAUGAUGGACGUUGGGAUGUACGGCCAUCACAGUCAACAUGGGACAUACCCAUCCGAUAACUACUACAACUACCCCAGUGAUAUACCAAACGCCCAGCAAAUGCCUCCACACUACUCCAAUUACCACUACGAAGACCCAUAUGGAUACACCGGGUCGGAGGAAACACCACCGUCGCCCCAAGAAGUAUACUAUCAUCACCAGGCUAUCCCUCAAGACAAUCCCAUAAUCAACACAGAGACAGGAUUAAGUUACACAAACUUAGAUUAUGGUAACUCAAACUACCCUCCUAUCAACCAUCAAAAUUACAACGAACCGUAUCAAAGAACCCAUGAAAACAUGUUGUUAAGACACCAUGAGGAAGUGGGUGAUGGACACCAACACCAUUUUCUCCACGAAAACAAGUACCAAUUGGAGGUUGACUCCGGGUAUCAUAUUGGGGCAACUAACACACCCACAAACUCCUGCAUGGAGUACCAACAUCUCCAGAGGUAUAAAGAGGAAACAUUACAGGGAGAUGGGAGGAUGAGACAACACGUUAUGCAUAAUUUGAAUUCGGUUCCUCAACCACAACCAGUGUUACCAACGUAUAAGUGGAUGCAAGUCAAAAGGAAUGUACCAAAACCAACAGUACCCAAAAUCCCGCCUGCCGACUUCCCAACCACGAGCAACCCAUCAUCUCUGGACACCCCCAACCCAGCAUCGCGCAACUCUUGCUUGGGCUCCAACACCUCCAGCAUGCUAAGUCUCAACUGUCUCAACACGGGCCGAACGAACUUCACCAAUAAACAACUGACCGAACUUGAGAAAGAAUUCCAUUUCAACAAGUACCUAACUCGAGCACGAAGAAUCGAAAUCGCUUCAGCUCUUCAACUCAACGAAACCCAAGUGAAAAUCUGGUUCCAGAAUCGAAGAAUGAAGCAAAAGAAGCGAAUGAAAGAAGGACUCAUACCUCCUGAACCGAUUUCGGCUAGUUUAAACACAAGCAAUAGCAAUUCGCCAAGUUCAAUAAACUUGAUUCAGAAUGAAGCCAGCAACGAGAACAGUCGUGAAUCAAACUAGUGUGAAAAAACUGUGAAAGUUUAUGUAUCGCCAAAGAGAUAGAGUAGACACUCCCGGGCAAAAAGUUUCAUUAUUUAUUUGGGUACUAUAUUUAUUUAUAAUUUAUUUAAAAGUGUACAAUAAAGUACUUAACUACGUA